AUGAAUGCGGCAGUUGAUGACACAUCUGAUGAAGAAGAUGGACCAAUCACAACACGUUUCUAUGGUGCUGCAGUGGCAGACCAGCCGCAGGAAGCGCCUGACGAACCUUAUCAAGGAGAAGCUCACUUGGCUAUACGUCGACCAUCCAAUUGGAUUGCAGAUACAGGCACUAGUGGCCAUAUCUCCAACGAUCUAAGCGACUUCAUAGACUACACACCAUGGGGAACCAAUGAGAAGCCGUAUACGUAUGGCUCAGCCGCGGGGGCUGAGGGAAGGACCCUUGGCCGAGGCACCGUUCAUUUGCAACUAGAAGAUGGGGUUGAACCGUCCUGCCCUCGAUGGGCUUGCGCGCCCCCUGAUUGGUCCAUUGCCCUGGCUCCCCCCUCGUAUCCGCCGCGCGUGCUCCCGGUGUGUGCGUGCGUGGGGAUACAGCCCCCUGAUAUGGUGCUGCCCAUGUUUCCUACCUCAGCACUCUAG
Molecule: messenger RNA, 477 nt
Organism: Aspergillus fischeri NRRL 181
Lineage: Eukaryota; Fungi; Ascomycota; Eurotiomycetes; Eurotiales; Aspergillaceae
Exons: 2
Coding region: 1-477 (158 amino acids)
Source: RefSeq, a predicted model, not a curated record